AUGGCAAAGCUGACUCUCCAGUCAACGCGUCAACUACAGUCGGGACAUGGGAUCCCAGUCUUAGGAUACGGAGUCUAUAUGAUUCCCUCAUCCGAGACCGCGAAGGUUACCCUCGAAGCCCUGAAAGCUGGAUUCCGCCAUGUCGAUUCGGCGAUCAUGUACCACAACGAGGGGCCUUGCGGAAAGGCAAUUCUGAAUUCGAAACUGGAUCGAUCGCAGGUCUUCUUCACGACCAAGAUCCCGCCGCAAUCAAUGGGGUACGAGUCUACCAAGCGAGCCAUUGAUUCGAGCCUAAAAGAAGCAGCACAGGACUACUUUGACCUUAUUCUAAUCCAUGCUCCAUACGGCGGCAAAAAAGCCCGUCUGGGUUCCUGGGAUGCACUAGUCGAAGCCCAAGGAGCAGGCAAAGUGAGAUCUAUCGGUGUAUCUAACUUCGGUAUCCACCACCUCGACGAACUGGAGGCGCACAUCCAGAGUAGCGGGGCUAGCCAGAUCGAUGUCGGUCAGUAUGAGCUGCAUCCGUGGUUGGAUCAUUCGGAUAUCGUGGAGUGGUUGAAGAAGAGGAAUAUUGUUGUUGAGGCGUACUCGCCUCUUGCGCAUGGGAGUCGCUUGAAGGAGCCUGUGUUGCUGUCUAUCGGGAAGAAGUAUGGGAAGACGCCGGCGCAGGUUUUGAUUCGGUGGAGUUUGCAGAUGGGAUUUGUGCCUCUGGCCAAGUCUGUUACGCCGAGUCGCAUUCGCGAGAAUGUCGAUGUCUUUGACUUUGAGUUGGAGGCUGAGGAUAUGAAAUUGCUUGAUACGGGAGAGUAUUCUCCCACGGACUGGGAUCCGACUGUUGACAAGGAUUGA
Messenger RNA from Penicillium roqueforti, 846 nucleotides. Its product is annotated as aldo/keto reductase family protein. NCBI's taxonomy places the organism in Eukaryota, Fungi, Ascomycota, Eurotiomycetes, Eurotiales, Aspergillaceae. Gene Ontology annotation, molecular function: oxidoreductase activity. The record is from RefSeq and is a predicted model, not a curated record. The transcript is spliced from 6 exons. Bases 1 to 846 code for a protein of 281 amino acids.